UGUAUACAUAUAUAUAUGCCUCAUUUGUUUUUCUCUCUUUUCUUUAUCUUAUUCUAUUCUUUUUUCUAAUGAAGUUAUCUGUCAUUGCUCUCCUUUUCGCUACUGCUACUGGUAUUCAAGCUGCUUCCACCCACAAGUCCAGCACAGAAUGCCAGAUGGGAAACCCCGGUAAGAAACUCGGUGAUGGCUGGCAAGGCUACUGCUGCAAGACAGACGAUGAUUGUCGUGAAUCUUGUGUGAAUCAUAAAUGCAAUGGUCGUCCUAACCCCAAGUACGCUGAACCUAUUCUUCCCAAGGGCUGUGCUGCCGGCUCUUAUGGCUAUGGUCUUGGUGAUGGUUACUAUGGUGACUGUUGUGUUAACAGUGAUGAUUGCCGUGAUACUUGUGUCAAGAACAAGUGCAAUGGUCCUAAAAGAUCUUCUAAAUAAACAAUUGGGUCUCAAAUUCAUCAGGGACAGUUUUAUUACAU
This is a messenger RNA of Gilbertella persicaria, 469 nucleotides long. RefSeq lists its product as uncharacterized. The transcript has a single exon. The record is from RefSeq and is a predicted model, not a curated record. The coding region runs from base 69 to 428 and encodes 119 amino acids. Lineage: Eukaryota; Fungi; Mucoromycota; Mucoromycetes; Mucorales; Choanephoraceae.